Molecule: messenger RNA, 3821 nt
Organism: Centropristis striata (black sea bass)
Lineage: Eukaryota; Metazoa; Chordata; Actinopteri; Perciformes; Serranidae
Product: chromobox protein homolog 1-like
Exons: 5
Coding region: 1-684 (227 amino acids)
Biological process (GO): chromatin organization; negative regulation of transcription by RNA polymerase II
Cellular component (GO): pericentric heterochromatin; nucleus
Molecular function (GO): chromatin binding
Source: RefSeq, a predicted model, not a curated record
AUGGCCUCCCAUCUGGAGGCACCCUCAGCAGACGUCAAGCUGGCGACCGUAGCAGGAAAGAAGGGCAAGAAGGCUGAGGAGGAGGAGGUGGUGCAGCCGCCGCCCGCAGCGCCUGCAGCCCCUGCAGAAGCUCCACCAGCAGAAGCUCCACCAGCUGCUGCACCGGAGGAGGAGGAAGAGGAGGAGUAUGUGGUGGAGAAGGUUUUGGACCGCCGGGUGGCGAAGGGCAAAGUAGAGUUUCUGCUGAAAUGGAAGGGGUUCUCAGAGGAGGAUAACACAUGGGAGCCCGAAGACAACCUGGACUGCCCGGACCUCAUCGCUGAGUACAUGCAGAAACAUAAAGAAAAGGAGGAGAAAAAGAAGGAGGGCAAGAGGAAAGCUGUCAGCGAGGCCUCGGGGGACACUGAGGAGCGAGGGAGCAAGAGGAAGAAGGAGGAGGGUGAGAAGGCCAGAGGUUUCGGCAGAGGUCUGCAGCCGGAGAGGAUUAUUGGAGCAACAGACUCCAGCGGAGAGCUGAUGUUCCUCAUGAAAUGGAAGAACUCAGAUGAGGCAGAUCUGGUCCCAGCCAAGGAGGCCAAUGUGAAAUGCCCCCAGGUGGUCAUCUCUUUCUAUGAGGAGCGCCUCACCUGGCACUCUUACCCAACCGAAGAGGAGGAGAAGAAGGAAGAGGAGAAAAAGGACUAGAUGAGUGGAGGAGGAGGCGAAGGAGGUGCGAAGACAAAAAAGAAAAGUGUUGAGGUGCAGGGCGGGAAAUCAACUAUAUGCUGGCGAACUGUUAACUGCUGGUAAUUGAUGCUGGCAGCCACUUUGGCAGCGGAAGUGGAAGGAAAUCCCUGAUGUUUGGGAUUGAACUGCCAAUGUAGCUGACAGAAAGGAUGUUUGUUUUCCUGCCCUGAAAGGAGGAGGGCAUCCUUUUCUCAAAAGAUGCUCCCUCCGGUAUCUCGACUGAAAAUGUACAUUUUUAAAGAGGUAUGUUGCCAAUUAUUCUGCAAGUAAGUUUGUGUUUUUUCCCUACACCAAGAACAUGUCACUUGAUGGGAAUAGGUGCCUUUGUCCUGCUAGUAUUCCUCCUUGGUGUCACAAGCUGGAUUUCAAAGUGAAUCCAGCUAAAUGACUAGAAAAGUGUUUGUACAUCAAGUGACAGGUGCCUGGUGUUGAAAAUACAAGAAUAAUGUCAAGCUACCUCUUUAACUUGUGUGAAGCGAGCUGAAUGUUUGGCUGUGGCCGGCAAGUUUGUCUCUCCUCCCAAUCACCAAACCUCAUUCAGGUGGCUCGGAGAGCUUAAACUGCCCUUCCUGCUGUGCCAGGAUACAUCGGAGGGAACUUCUUUUGAGAGGGGGAUGAAGCGGAGCAAGGUAAAAAUGGAGGGCUGAAAGAAUGGACAGAAACCAUUUGUCUGUUUCAGUUUCUGUUGUUUUUGUGCCACCUGGUUUCUCAUUAUUUUCUACGUGAUGCUGUUCUUCAGUUGAAACUCUCAAAACGCCAAAUGACGACUGACAUGGAUAGAUUGAUAAAGAAGUCCUUACAUGGCUGACCAGCCAACGUGGCAUCCAACCAGCCAGUGUUCAGAAGACCGUACCUCCUGUUAAAUACAAGUCUAUUUGUUCAAGCUAUUAUUUCUUCAGUGGAAGUUCAGGGGCAAACUUGAAGCUUUUCUGUAAAUGUAAAACUGUUGAUCUGCCGUAUUUCAUGUCACACAAUCGUACAUUGUGUGUAUAUGUAUUAGAGGUUGCAGUUGACCUAGUCUGUCUUGAACACAGUCAGACUGUCACUUGGAACGAGUUAGCACUAUCAAUUCGCCAGCCAGUUUCACUUGUUGACUGGGCCACAGUAUUUGUCUGGUAGGAAGCCAAACAAGACUGGAAGCAAUAUAACAACUUCCACUCUCUGCUUGGACUUGUCAUGCCAUUUAUUUUUAUUUUUUUUAGCAAUUUUACCUAACUUUAAUGGAACUAAGGCUGGUUGGAUACCUGCCUGCUCGGCUGGAGGAGUGUACACACAAUGACCAGCAUCUGGCAGGUUGUAAUUUUCCACACUGCUAGUGAUGGGCACAUUGGGAGUUUUUGGGUGAAAAGCUACAUGCUUUAAAAAGCUGAAAUGCCUUCUUAAUCUGUCGAUGAGAGGGGCAAAGUGUCAGAAGUAAAACUGUAAAGGAGGGCUCAGCACGAAGCUCAGCCAUAUCGUGCUUAGUAAGAACAAAAUGCUGAAGGCUCUUGGCCUUUUUUUUAACGCAUUGCUUCUCAAGAUCGCAUCUAGGCUUUUCUAAAAGCAAGCCGGAUUUUAUUUACUCUGUGACACCUAAUUACAAGAGAUAAAAUGAGCCAUUCUAAUGGGUUAUUAUGAAACAUGUCUCUCUAAAGGCAUCUUCUCCAACUUGUUGAUAAUUUUGCUCUCAGUGUAAAUGCAGUCCAGUGUCGACCAAAAGUUAACUGUCACAUUAACAGGCGGACAAGAGAACUAUCAGUGUGGGAAUUAACAUGCUGUGUGUUGGUGAAUUGACAGCUGUAGUUUGUACAUUCAUCUACUCUGCCGGUGAUGUAGGCACAAAACCAGCCAAAGUAGCUUGUUGAUUCUUCUGCCACUUGGCUGGUGGGUUGAGGUCCCCUGAUGAGACGCAGUUCUGUCAGUCUGUACAUACAUCCGCCACCACAAACACAACUGGGUUUUACUGCCUAUAUAGAAGAUCAUUGAGUGUGUUUGAUAUCAUUUCCACUCUUAUUUUUAACCUUCACUCACACAGCUACAUGUGUAUUUUUUUUAGCCUUUUAUUAUUUUAGCUUGCACUGGCCGGGCAACACUCAAGACAUGAUGAUUCAGCACGUUCAGUACGAGUAUUUCUUGGUCCUCUUGCUCCCAGGCCGACCGACAUUACACACACAUUUUGAUAUUUGUAUAAUUAAACAGAAUAGAACUUUUAAUUGAGCAUGAUAAACAUGAUUGCUUCAUGUGUCUGGUGUUAUCUCUGCAGCCUAAUGCUUCCCAGUGUUUUUGUGUUGAAUGUAGCCCGGCUGUGCUUAUUUCUGUGUAUACUGUAUUAAAGCUAGCAUAGUAGCUUUGUCUGUCAGCAGGCCCAGGUUAGCUCGUUCUAAUCCCCUUUCUCUGAACUACAACCAACCUUGAAAAGAAAAUUAUAUUCUAAUGCAACUCCAUUCAUUUCCACUGGACAUCGUACUGCGUCAUUUCACAACACUUGAUACAACAGCUAUUUUUAAAUAUUUCUGUGUGGGUUUUUUUUUUCAGAAUGUUUUUCCAUUUCAAUGAACCUUACCUUUAGUGACAUUUAAAGCUCCAGGUUGUUUAAGCAUAUCAAGACAAUGACUCACACACUUGACUGUGACCACCUCUGUGAUGUUUGACUUGUACUUGUCUCUUUCAGAUUCUAUGUUACUGCAUAGUUAUACAUUUUCCUUUACAAAGUUGGCUCAGCUGUAAAGACUUUCUAAUAUUUGAAGUCAAACCUCUGUUCUAAUGCUGUUACUGCUGAUAUUUUCUCUUUGCUGGUAUCUGCUUUGACACUUUUAAACAUAUUCCGUAAAAGUUCUGAAGGUUGUUUUCUAGGACUCCUUGAAAGUUGAGUAUAAUGCCCUGUAGCCUGGCAGUUUUCUGUUGUACUCCACCAUUGACAGGAAAGGAUUGAAUCUGCUGCAUCUGGGUCUGCUAGUAAGCUUUUCUAUAUUGUCCCUGAAGCGUUUCUCUGUAUUUAGCAGAUUAGCUUGUGUUGUCCUGUUGCAUGUUUAUUGGUUUCCCUUGCGAUGUCACUGUCAUGGCGAAUCUACUUUUAAUUGUCUGUUUUUGACAAUAAAGGCUAUUCGUUUUCGUAA